This is a messenger RNA of Pediculus humanus corporis (human body louse), 894 nucleotides long. Its product is annotated as RAC protein kinase DRAC-PK85, putative. Gene Ontology annotation, molecular function: G protein-coupled receptor binding; G protein-coupled receptor kinase activity; ATP binding. The record is from RefSeq and is a predicted model, not a curated record. Gene Ontology annotation, biological process: G protein-coupled receptor signaling pathway; protein phosphorylation; regulation of signal transduction. The coding region runs from base 1 to 894 and encodes 297 amino acids. NCBI's taxonomy places the organism in Eukaryota, Metazoa, Arthropoda, Insecta, Psocodea, Pediculidae. The transcript is spliced from 5 exons.
AUGAAAUACAUGAAUAAAACUCAAUGCAUGGAAAGAGACGCUUUGAACAACGUAUUAAAAGAAGUUGAAAUAUUAACGACAUUGGAACAUCCUUUCCUCGUGAAUCUUUGGUUUUCUUUUCAAGACGAAGAAGAUCUUUUUAUGGUUUCCGAUCUUUUCACCGGUGGUGAUUUAAGAUAUCACAUACAACAAAAAGUACAUUUCAAAGAAGACUGCGUGAGAUUAUACAUAUUGGAACUCGGUUUGGCAUUGGAAUAUUUACAAAGGAAAUCCAUAGUUCAUAGAGAUGUUAAACCCGAUAAUAUUCUCCUCGACGAAAACGGUCACGCACAUUUAACGGAUUUUAACAUUGCGACAAUAUUAAAAGAAGGACAAUUGGCGACGUCAAUGAGCGGUACGAAACCUUACAUGGCACCGGAAAUAUUUGCAUGCGUAACGGAUGAAUGCGUCGGUUAUAAUUUUGCCGUCGACUGGUGGUCACUCGGAGUUUGCGCAUACGAAAUGCUUUCUCUAUCGAGACCCUACGACAUACACUCGACGACAUCUAUCGGUGAUGUACGGAACUUAUUUAACAUUCCAUUGGUUUAUUCGAAAACAUGGACGCACGAAACGGUCGACCUUCUUUCAAAGCUUUUGUGCGUCGAACCCGGUGGUAGAAUCAGUUCAUUAUCGGAACUUAAAACCGUGCCUGCCAUAUCAAAAUACGAUAUUAAUUUAGUUAUGGAUAAAAAAAUAAAACCGUCAUUUACACCACCCAAAGAUCAUUUAAAUUGUGAUCCGACAUUAGAAUUAGAAGAAAUGAUCGUCGAAACAAAACCGUUACAUAAAAAGAAAAAAAGAUUAGCCAAACAAAGACUUUUACAACCGGCAUUGAGUCUCGAAUUGGUAAAUUAA